This is a messenger RNA of Epinephelus lanceolatus (giant grouper), 5875 nucleotides long. Its product is annotated as sprouty-related, EVH1 domain-containing protein 2-like. Gene Ontology annotation, cellular component: membrane. NCBI's taxonomy places the organism in Eukaryota, Metazoa, Chordata, Actinopteri, Perciformes, Serranidae. The record is from RefSeq and is a predicted model, not a curated record. Gene Ontology annotation, molecular function: protein kinase binding. Gene Ontology annotation, biological process: negative regulation of MAPK cascade; multicellular organism development.
AGUGAGGUGGUGGUGGUGGUGGUGGUGGGGGGGGGCGAAGAGAAGAGCUGGAUUCGGCUACUAAAUUGUCUGUGCGGGCUACGCAACCUACUGAAGGCGAUGGGGUGUUAAAGUUCUAGGAAAGGGGGCAUUUGCGAUCCAGAAGAAACUGUGCGGCUUCGGGGGAGGAAAGAGGGGGAAAGUGAGGAAAAGAAGACGGAGGCACAGCCAGUCGAAGGCAAGCCAAAGAGCCGACACUCGCACAAAGGCGCAGGGGGGAUUUAUGCGGAAUUGGAGACAGAAUCGGAGGAGCCGCGGUGAAAGAAUGACGAGCGAAAAGUAUGCAACCGCCGUGGUACAUUACCUGAGGUGAAACGAGAAAAUGAUAGAAGAAACACACCCAAACGAUGACAGCUACAUCGUGCGUGUGAAAGCGGUGGUGAUGACGCGGGACGACUCGAGCGGUGGCUGGCUGGCCCAGGAUGGGGGAGCUCUGAGCAGGGUCGGGGUGUGCCGCCUCCUGCCGCCAGAGCUGGCACCCGUGCCGACCUCCAGCAGCUCCCAGUUCCUCAUCCGUGGUGAGCGGCUGCGGGACAAACAGGUGAUCCUGGACUGUCCGCUGAGGAAGGACCUGGUGUACACCAUAGCAACGCCCACAUUUCACCAUUGGAAGGUGGAGGACAGGAAGUGUGGCCUGUCCUUCCAGAGCCCGGCUGACGCCAGAGCGUUUGACAGAGGGGUACGGAAAGCCAUCGAGGACCUGGCUGAAGGCUCCACAACCUCCUCUACAGCACUCCAGAAUGAGGGCGAGCUUGGUGACGACGACGUCUUCACUAACACCACAGACAGCUCAUCCAACUCCUCCCAGAAACUGGAGAGCUCUCUGCAGCCGCUCGAGUCCUCGCCUCUUCCGCAGAGACACAAGUGCAUGUUGGGACAUCGCCACGACCUCCACGACCCCUAUCAGCUCUCAGACCACUACUUCUUGGACCAGCCGUUGUCUCGGCUUCCCCGUCAUGUCACCUUCCAGGAGGACGAGGAAAUCGUCCGCAUCAACCCUCGGGAGCGCAGCUGGGAGCGAACCACCGAGCGUCACUAUGGACGCCAGUCAGAUCGUGCCUGGCUCACGGGCUACGAGGACUACCGCCACGCCACAGUGCGUGACAAGUUCAUCCAAAUGGACGACUCUGAGUCCUAUGUCCACUUUGCCAAGACGGAGGCGCAGAAGCACGACUACACCUAUCCUCUGGCACCGGCCUUGUCGCCUUCAGACUCUGACCCCGCCCUCGGACCCUUGGUCAGUAAGGGCCAUGGCGGCUCAUAUCGCCAGGGCUUCUCCUCUGUGGUCUCCAGCCAGCCCCGCUCCUUCCUCCCGAGCUCCUCGCCAUCCACCAAUGGCGGGAAGGGGCGGAAGGAGGAUGGGCUGGAGCGAGCUCAGUGCGAGCACUGCGGCGAGGCCUUUUUCAUCUCCGACAACCGGAGAGGCCGAUGCCACGAUGCGCCGGACCCUGUGCGGGCGUGCAUCAGGCGGGUCAGCUGCAUGUGGCUGGCAGACACCAUGCUCUACCACUGCAUGUCCGAUCCAGAGGGGGACUACUUAGACCCCUGCUCCUGUGACGGGGGCGAGAGCAGCGGGGGAGGUCGACUCGGCACACGCUGGUUAGCUCUUCUCGGCUUGUCUCUGGUGGCGCCCUGCCUCUGCCUUUACCCGCCUCUCCAUGCUUGCCACCGGGCGGGGCUCAGGUGCGGCUGCUGCGGAGGCCGACACAAGGCCCUAAGCUGAGCCGCCGCGCUCGGAAGCCUCUCGGAGGAAAAAAUCUAAACCCAACACAAGCACAGGGAAAGGGAAGGACGGGGAAAUACACAGAGGGGACAAGUGGUCGUGGCUGCUCACUCUCUUGCCUUGGUUUCUCUGGGAUUCUCUACAAAUUCCAGACACUGAAAUAAGCCAAAAAAAAAAACAGUUGGUGCAUUUUCUGAACGGCCUGGGAAGAUAAGCUCCCCCUUACGGCAGACAGUUCUCUCAGCUCUCCACAUGGCCAUUUCAUGCUCUGUUUCUAGUGAGAGAGCACUCUUUUUCAGGGGGCCUUUUUUUAUAGCUGACCUAUAUGUCAUGUAUCACAUAUGCAGGUACUUUAUACUUUGUACACUGACUCGGCGUCAAAGAACUUGAAUUGUUCCUUUGUUCUAUUUUUUCUCUCCUUUGAUGUACGCGUGGCCAUUUUGUUUAUAAUCUAUUCCAAUAUCAGGCCCGCUCAGCUCAACUCCAGCUACAUGAGAAAUCAGACACUACACCUCUUUGCGUGUGUGAGUGUGUGUAUGUGUGUGGAUGGUAUAUGUGCAUGCUUACAAUGUGCACCGAGGCCUUCUGUUGUCUGUACUGCAGCUCAUAGUAAAGCUCAUGUAUAUAGUCUACAUAGCUCUCCACCAUCGACAUCUUCUUUGUUCACUGAAACAAAUGUGGUACUCAUCUUAAUCUUCUAAUAUCCCAAAGAUUCGUGUUUUUAUUCUAUUUAUUUUCUCACUGAAUUGAUCUACCAGCAAAAAGGUGCUGGGUUGUGAUUCACUCACUGAAUGAGACGGUGCUCCAAGUCAUGCUACGAUACUCAAGCAUCCGUCUCCCUGCUCCUUUCAUGUUAUUUCAAACAGUGCCUAAACUACCGCCUAAACCAGGAACCCAUCCAGUCUUAUAAUUCCAGUCAGCUUUUUGGCAUAUUUUACAGAAUAUAUAAUCAAAGCGGUGCAAGAUUUUAAGGCUCUGAUUUCCUCAUCCUCUGCAGAACCUCAGUCAGCAGUCCAUGUCACGUCAAGGACUGAAAAAUCAAUCAAGAGAUACCGUUAAACUUGGUGCCCGUUAUGCCUUAAAAUGUGGAGUCUGGCUCCAAACUUCACCCCCAUCCCUCUGAAGAUGUCUGCUACAAUGAAAAACAGGAGCACGGUUACGGCUCCAAGCAAUCAGCCUCACCACGUACUCUUUUAAACUUGGUUUAAACUAUUUUUGUAAUGAAAAGGAACUCUUAAAAAGGUUCUCAUGUAAACUAAGGACUCCAGUUUGCUUGCGAUGUACAAUCAACUCCCCUCUUUAAGCCUUCAGUGGAGCCCACCGGUCACAUGUGGAACAGCAAAGUCUGAAUUGAUAGGGAUCUGAAUGGUGCAACAAAUUAAAUUAGUGGUGAGAUGUGUUUAAAAUUAUUUAACACAUAAUAUCCUCCUACAAAGUGUAAGUUUAAAAAACAAAUACAGGUGUUAAAGCAACCUUACAAGUGAAAAUUAGUAUAAAACCCUUAAUUUUCUUGUUUUGCGAGUGAGUCUUAUUUCAGUUAUUUAUAAAAUAUGAGUAUACGUGUCAUUCUUGAGUUGUGAAAGGAAUAAUCUGACACUUCAGGAGGUACAUGUCUUGGCUUUGUUGCCAAGAGUGAGAUGAGAAGGUCGAUACCACUGUCAUGUUCGAGAGGCGGUUCGUUUAGCUUAGCAUAAACACUGGAAACGGGGAAACAACAAGCCUGACUCUGUCCAAAGGUUACAAAAUCCACCUACCAGCUUUAGGGCCUGUGUCCAUGUAGUCUUUUUUUUCUCAGUGCUGGCGUCUUCUUUUGGUGAUGUCACUGUUGCUGCUUUAGCUAAGCUACUGUCUACUGUCACAACAAUGACAGAAAACCUAAUUUUCUGGGAGCAGAUCGAAUGGCAGACACUCGCUGUUGCUGGUGUGUGUGUUGUGCUUUGAUCACCCUUUGCGACUGUGUAGUCAACCUUCUGUUGAUGCCGCGUUAUGUUAGCUACCUGGCUAAUGUUAGUGUCAAGAUAUUGUUGUCAUAGAAACAAACCCACACGCAGCAUGUCAUUUUAAAAAAAGUGCUGCCAACACUUUUUCUGCUGUUGGAAAACGCUAUGUGCACACAGGCCCUUAGAGGUCUCACUUACUAACAUGUUAUAUGUUGUUUGUUUUAGUCAGAGCGAAACUUGAAGUGCAAAAUUGUUCAAAAUUGUUCAGUCAAGAUACAAUGUGGUAUAACAUGUUGAUGACUGAGCCAGGCUAGCUGUUUCCCAGUCUUUAUGCUAAGCUAAGCUAAUCAUCUCUUGGCUGCUUGGCUAUUACUGACCUUUCAGUAGAAGAAAAGAUAUAUGAGUUUUACCAAAAAGUCCAAAGUAUUCCUUUAAACAUUUAGAAAGUAUUUUUUUAUUUAGAAAAAACAUUUGGUUACAUUCUCUGAAACUGUCACUAUAUCCUGACGGUGGUACAUGAGACAAAUAAUCUGGCUCCCCCUAGUGCUCCUAAUGGCAUGUGCAAGAAUCAACCGGGCCUGAACGAAAACAACCAAUCAGAUUCCAGAAUAGUGGGAGUGAAAGAAAGCUUUUCGUCAUCGUCUUCUCUUUACAUGUCUUCACCAUGUACACUGUUAUUGGCAGUGCAUUGUGUGCACGAGCAGCGAUUUACAUGUGUGAGAGACUUCUCCUGGCUCUGAUUGGUGGAUAGUGGAUUCUUACAAAUGCCGUUAGGAGCACUAGGAGGAUGAGGAGGAGGAACUUGAUUUUUUUCAUAUGUACUACUGUCAGGAUAUAAUGAUUUUUAUAAAAGUUACCUGCUGCAUCGUCAUGGCCAAAUUGUAUUUUUAUUUUAAGACAACUUGCUGAAACCACAGUCACAUGUGACUGGCGGGCGCUAUCGUUCUGUCCAACAGCGUAUUUUUUUCCUCCAUGCCAGAUUUGCCACAUUAUCAUGCCCACAAACAUAACAUCGGAUAUUCGACUAUUGAUUUACGAAACAGUUAAAGUCUGUGUCGUAGUGUGUGUGUGUGUGUGUGUGUGUGUCGAUGUACAAACUCAGGCAUUAGAGGAAAACAAAAACGCCGUCUUGCCUGCCUGUGUCGCCCACUGUUUGAGUGACACAGCAGCCAGCCAAUCACGCCCUUGCACUGACAGCACAACACUAAACUGACAACCGCUUGGGUGCUUUAUGCUUCGUCUAAGCCCGGUUGAUGGUGGCGUUAGAGGAUGUGACCGGGAAUACAAUAAGCUUUUUAUAAUUUAAAAAAAAAAAAAGAAGAAGCAGGACAUCAGUAGGGUCCCAUUGGAAAAGAACAGGAGUCUGAAGAACAGCUGAAACGCUGGAAACAAACAUCCACCCCUGAUUGUUUUGCCAAGGAAAUGUCACUUACUGUAGUUGAAAUACAGAAUGCCUGAGGAUGUCCUUUUCCCUUCCCUGGUUGUCUGUUUCAUACAUCCUGUCCUGUGUACCAGUAUGUACGUCCUUAGUGUGUGUGUGUGUGUGUGUGUGGGCGUGUGUGUUUAUCCCACAUCCCUUUCCCCUCUCCUGUUCCUUGAUCCAAAGCUACUGGGGUCAGCUAAAUAUGCUAUCACAUACUAACACCUAUCCAGUAUAAUCAGAUCCUUGGAUGAUGUGAUGUAUUAGGGACAGGGCCAAUCAGAUUGGAAAGAGUGUGUGAGCGAGUGUGUGUGUGUGUGUGUGUGUGUGUGUGUUAAAUCUUUUUUCUCUGUCUCGUCUGGUGUUUGAGUGUGUUCUCACAUGUCAGAGCCAUUUACAAGUGCCUGAACGCAUCCUCUUUAUCUCCUUGUGUAUUUAAAUUGAAAAAUUAAAGAAACGACACCCUGUAAUGAAUUAGACCCAUUUUUUACGCUUAGUAUUUUUACCUCUGUAAAAAAAAGAGCAAAAAUUAUAUUAUAUAUAUCAAGUGUAUGUUGUACAUUUUUAUUUCUAUUUUUGUUUUUUUAAAAUAACUGUUUCUAACAUGUACGAUGGAUGUAGCUCUUGCUUUCGAGAAGGAACAGGAAGUACUUUGUAGAUACUGAAGGGUGGCCAGGUCUGUGAGAAAACUAAAGUGAAAUGUGUGUCUUACCUUCCGCCUCCAAUAAAAUGAGAGAAAACAGUGAAACCACA